CGUACGCGAUGCACGGCGUGAUGCCGGCGGGGUGGGCUCCGCAAGACCCGCUAUUAAACCCCCAUCGGCUGGCACAUCAGGCAUCCACCUCCAAGCGCAUCCACCUCCGUUUGACUCACUCUAGCAGAGGCCAUGGGUGAGAACAGCAGGUUAACUGGGGUGAGAAAGAAGGGGGAUGGCAAGUUCGCCGCGGCGAUCAGCCACCCGGUGACGAAGACGUUGUUGUGGCUGGGGACGUACUCGUCCCCCGAGGUCGCUGCGUGCGCCUAUGACCUCGCGGCUAGGGAGCUCAAGGGCGCAAAGGCUAAGCUCAACUUCCCCUACCCUCCGCCGGCCAGACUGGUUAAGGAGGUGAUUGCUGCACCGAGGCACCGCAGCCACGGUCACGACGCACCACUCUUUCAGGUCGUUACGUUGCCACCGGACCCGACGGCACCGCCUCCAUCCCCGCCCAGGCUCGUGGUUUACUUUCCCUUCUCCUUUGAAGCGCCCGCGGGCGACUCAGCGCCGGUGCCGGCAUACCCGUUCCUGCAGAUGCCGCCUUCGGCACGAGCACAUCUCAGCCUGCAGCCGGCGCACGUGCACGUGCCUGUUCCAGAGCCACAGCCGCCGAUCCGACGGAUGCAGAUUGUGACGCAGGCGGAAAGCUGCUUAAGCACCUCAAUUGAACCCAUAGGGGCUUCUUCGUCUCACAAUUUGGUGUUUAAGAAACCCAAGUUGUUCGUCGUUCCCGUCACCCCUAGUGCUCCAACAGAAGGGAGUGGUGACAAUUUCACCAAGCCAUGGUAUUUCCCUAAUUCGCCUGCGGUUUAGCCUAGGCCGUGCGCAAUAUGCACCCAUAGUUGUGUGCCAUCAUAAUCCAGACGCCAGAGGCAAUCUGAAUCUAUCUAUCAUAUAAGUUUUUAAUUACAAGUGGACUUUUCAUUGUUGUUCUUGCGUGUCGCUACCAUGUAUAGGUUUUACUAUGGUGUUGUUUAUCAUCAUGUUGUUUGCUUUUACCAAUCAUGUAAUCCGUUCACUCUUGUCUUGUGUUUUGUUUUGGUGUGGGUGCACUCUUAUGUUACCAUAAUGUGUUUUGAGUACAAAUCAUCUAAUCAGGUUACUCCAUCA
Messenger RNA from Hordeum vulgare subsp. vulgare (domesticated barley), 1110 nucleotides. Its product is annotated as ethylene-responsive transcription factor ERF112-like. Gene Ontology annotation, biological process: regulation of DNA-templated transcription. Lineage: Eukaryota; Viridiplantae; Streptophyta; Magnoliopsida; Poales; Poaceae. The coding region runs from base 133 to 813 and encodes 226 amino acids. The transcript has a single exon. Gene Ontology annotation, molecular function: DNA-binding transcription factor activity; DNA binding. The record is from RefSeq and is a predicted model, not a curated record.